UGCCUGGGCCGGAAGUUGGCCUCCUUUCCUUCCCUUGCUAUGGAAGUGGCUGCCGAGGGAGCCCAGGAGCUGAGGGCAGUCCGGCUCUUCCUCUCCCCCUCCGCGGGGCGGCAGAGAAUACUGUAAGGAAUUUCACAUAUGCUGGUACUGUUUUAUUUGGAAUUCUUUUUAAAGCUUUUUUGGAACUUGAAAAACACUCUGUGAAACGCCUCAGGUUUAUAAGGUGAUGGGCUCAGAGAAUAGUGCUUUAAAGCAUGACGCACUGGAACAGCCUCCAUUUACGUUACCCUCUGGAGUCCGUAUUUACCCAGCGGUACUGCAGCAUGGCAAACUUGCUUCGGUCUUUGUGUAUAAGAGAGAGAAUGAAGACAACGUUAACAAAGCUGCCAAGCACUUGAAAACUUUACGCCACCCUUGCCUCCUGCGCUUCCUUUCUUGUACUGUGGAAAUAGAUGGAAUCCACCUGGUUACUGAGCGUGUGCAACCACUGGAGAAGGUCUUGGCAACCCUGUCUCCUUUUGAGAUAUGUGCUGGAAUCUAUGAUAUUCUACAGGCUAUUGUGUUUCUCCAUGACAGGGGAAACCUAACACACAACAAUAUCUGCCUGUCCUCUGUGUUUGUGAGCGAGGAUGGACGCUGGAAACUAGGAGGCAUGGAAACCGUCUGCAAUCAGAAUGAAGCUACACCAGAGUUUCUGCAUAGUAUGAAGUCAAUACGAGACAAGACAGGCAUUCCACCUGAAGAACAGUCUGCAGAUUUCCAACCUCUUCCUGAGGGACAGGGUCAUUCUCGAGAUGCUUACUCAUUUGGAAUAAUGGUUGAAAACUUGCUGACUUUUUUAAAGGAAGAAGUUUCAGAGGAUGUUCUUUCCAGCUUUCAGCACACCUUACACUCUGCUCUGCUAAACCCAGAUCCUGUGUGCCGCCACUCAUUGUCCAGGCUGCUAUCUCAUGAAUUCUUUAGGAACGAUUUCCUGGAAAUUGUGAGCUUUCUGAACAGUUUAACACUGAAAACUGAGGAGGAGAAAACAGAAUUUUUCAAAUUCCUGCUGGACAGAGUGACUGGUUUACCUGAGGAGCUGAUUGCCUUGCGGUUGGUGCCUCUCUUGCUCAAUCAGCUUGUGUUUGCUGAGCCAGUAGCCGUCAAGAGUUUCCUUCCUCAUCUUCUGGGUCCAAGGAGAGAUAAAGUAGAUGAAAACCAAGUCAACGGCCUGCUGUCUCCAGCUGUGUUCCAGGCACAUGUCAGCCCUGUGCUGCUAAAACUAUUUGAGGUGCAUGAAGAGCAUGUUCGGAUGGUGUUGCUGUCUCAUCUAGACUCCUAUGCAGAACUCUUCACUCAGAAAGAGCUGAAAAAUGUAAUAUUGCCACAGGUUUUGUUGGGGCUGCGAGAUACAAGUGACUCGCUGGUAGCAGCAACACUGCAAAGUUUAGGAGUGUUGGUCUCUGUGCUUGGACCUGAUGUUGUUGUGGGAGGUGACAGAACAAAAAUCUUCAAAUGUACAGCACCAAGUUUCACCAAAACAAUGGACCUUUCCUCCGAAGAUUGUUCCACUCAUGCAAUGAGCUGCCAGAGAAGGCUGAUCUAUCAGCCCCUGCAGAGUAACUCAAGUGUGCUCCUCAAGUGCCCCCACGCUGGAAAUCUUUCAUUCAGCAACAGGAAUCAUGUGCCAAGGCAAGAUUCUCACAUUGCCAUAAAUAAAGGGGAAGAAGACCCUUUGUAUUUGCACAGCAUUACUGGUGAGACAAGUAUACUGCAGAAUGGUGGAAACUGUCAGCAUACAGCUGAGAGGACAGCAGAAGAGUGGCCAGACUGGAGUGAGUGUGAAGAGUUAGAGACUGAGAAAAAUGCAAUUACAGAUACCAAAAAGAAGGAACUUUGUGUCAACAGCAGCCCCUGUCUUGCCAGCCCUGAUGCAGAUGUGAAAUACUGGGGUGAUACAGCUCAUAGCCCUCACUUAAAACUUUCCUCAGGAAACAGCCCCAGUACGAUAGGGUUAAAUGACAUCACAGAGCUACAGCUGCCUCCAAAUAUGUUUGAACUCAAGAAAGAAUUUAAAACUCUCAAAUUUGAUCCCUCACAUGGGCCUGGGAGCAACAACAAUAUAUAUGACUACAGUGACCAACCGGACAAAAUCUCUUAUCUGUCCAAGACAUCCUUUCUAGAGAGGUCAUCCAAGACAGAAUGUGGAUUAGGGGAGGAAUUUAUGAUCCACGUGAAAAAGAAGGAGUCGCAUGAUACAGAGCUGGACUGGUUUGCAGACAUGGUUCCAGACAUCAAGCCACCUUCAUCAACUCUCUUGAUUCUUCCAGACCUGGGACCCUAUCCUGUCAUCCAGAGCAACCUAAACCCUGAUUCCAGUAGAGUGUGUGAUAUUCAGAGGGUGCAGUUUUCUUCCAAAUUUGCAGCUGCUGAAAUUACAGAGGUGGAUGGUGUUGGCUGGGAAGACGAGGAGGAGCUGAACUGGGAAGAUAAUGCCAACUGGUGACAACUAAGGUUUUGUGCCACGUUGGAAUUAGGUAGCUCUUUACACAAUGCUGUGAGCAAUUUUGUAUUCCAUUCCACAGGGCACCUAGAACUCAGUUUCUUCACAGCCACUACAAACAUUUGUGACCUGCAAAUGUAGGACAUACAUACAGUUAGGGCUUCCUGCUUUGGGUGAUGUGAAGUCCUAGGAAAGAGGGAGAGAGCUGUUAAAAUACGUUGUUUUAUUUUUCCAUAACAAAUAUUGUUUGUGGAAAACUCUAGAGAAAAUAAAAAGAUAAUACUAUA
This is a messenger RNA of Pogona vitticeps (central bearded dragon), 2769 nucleotides long. RefSeq names its product SCY1 like pseudokinase 3 (gene SCYL3). Gene Ontology annotation, molecular function: ATP binding; protein kinase activity. The record is from RefSeq and is a predicted model, not a curated record. Lineage: Eukaryota; Metazoa; Chordata; Lepidosauria; Squamata; Agamidae. Gene Ontology annotation, biological process: protein phosphorylation.